GAAUGUUGCGCAUGCGCGCUGUAAAUCGUGCACGGGGAAACGGUUCGAAUAUCACAGAUAGUUCUGUUCUCCGUAGUAAACGAAACUUUGCAACUAAACAGGUUUAUGCUUGAAUUAAGCAUCGGCUUGCACUAGCUUAACCCACCAUCAGCACUUUCUGACGUUACACCGAGCUUUCACGCGAAGACAGAAGCAUUUUCAGGAGAAAGAGAAACAGGACGUGUGAAGAUAUGCCUUCGCAGCGGUCAACAGUAAAGUGAGCGGAAACGACUCCCUGGUUUAUGAAGAAUAGCGUUUCGGCGGCGGUUUAUUUAUUUUCAGGAGGUGUUGUUUUACGAUGUCCGAGAGGAAGAAGGAAGAAAUAGAUGUUUGUGUUCAGAAAGGACGCACACACGCGUCCUCCCUCGCUGUAGAGAAAGCCGAGUCAUGUGCUGUUUGCACAACAAAGCUAAGUUCAAGCGCGGAGCCCAAACUUCUACCGUGUCUUCACAUGAUGUGUAAAGCAUGCAUUGUAAACAACUCUGAGGACAAACACCCCAAAGAAUGUCCAACGUGUGGCCAGUCUUUCAACCUGCCUGAAGUUACAGAUUGCUUCAUUUUUGAGAACUCCGCCCCUAAGUGUGGAGGAUGUGAUGAAUCUGUCCUUAGUGGAUGGUGUAAGGAGUGUGAGGAAGCUCUGUGUUCAGAUUGUAUAUCAGCCCAUCAGCGAGUGAAGGUGACGCGUAACCAUACAGUCAUACCACAGGAACCCCGAUCAGGCUUGAGUAUAAGCUUGCGCUGUACUUCACACAAACAGGAGCGACUCAAGUUCUUCUGUGUCACCUGCAAUCAGCUCACCUGUAGAGACUGUCAGCUGAUUGACCACAGAAACCACAGUUUUUUGUUGCUGGAGGAAGCGGUGGUUUCUCAGAAAGACGAGCUCAUGAAACUGCUGGACAGCAUCAGAGAGCAGAAAAACAGUAUGAGGGCCAGGCUGCAGGAUCUGGAUGGAAGAUUGAAUGCCAUAAAGGAAUUAAAGGCAUUGACACAGAAGCAACUGCAUAAUGCGCUGAAAUCCCUGUACGCCUCUCUGGUGAUACGAUGUCGUCAGCUGUCUAAGGAAUUGGAGGAUUUGUGUGAUGAAGAGGAGAAGAGCCUGAAGGUGAUGAAGACCAGUCUGAAAAAGCUGGAGGAUAAGCAAGAGUACAUCACUGCCUUCAUUCAUAAAAUACUGAGCACUGAGGGGCAGUGUAUCCUGCAGCACAAGAUGCAAAUCGAGAAAUGGGCACAGAGGGUUCUGUCAAAGAAGAAAUUUCUCCCUGAUACUGUGAUUCAGCUUUCACUCUCACUCAAUGAAAACAUCUGCCAUAAUAUUAAGAAUUUUGCCUCUUUUAAGGUGACUAGAGUUCCUCUUACUGCCAAAGGAAAAUACAACGGCAAUAAACCUAAAAAUGCACCCAAAGAAGCAGACAAACGCCCCUCAGGAUUAAAUUCAGAAUCUGGUGCAACUCGGUCAAUAUCUAACAUUACAUCCUUUCAGGCUACAGCCCAUUCGAUGUCCCAGGCUGUCUCUGAUCGUCCUCAGUGUGGACAGUCUGAGUCAGCCUCAUCAGAACCACUGCAACCCACCCAAGACUUAACAGACAUUAUAAGCUAUACUAGUUCUUCCUCUGUCUCCCCUAACGUUGCUGCUCCCCAAACCACUCAGAGCAACACGGCUCAGUAUGUAGUUGCUCAGGUGGGCCAGCAUUUGCCUCAGUCCAUCUUACCUCAACCCUCAAAGUCACAGCAGAUCUUCAGAAGUCUGUCUCACCCUCUUCAGUCUACAUCUCUCUUUCACUCCAGCUCUUUUCCUGGCACUGUAAUGCCUCAGGUUGUGUUACCACAGUCUCAGUCUGGUGUUGUCCUUGCUGCAGCAGCUCCUCCAGGCCUUUCUUCCUGUCCCUCUGUCAUGGUCCACACAGCCUCAUUCCAGUCUUCUCACUUUAAUAGCUUAACCAAUACCCAGUCUCACUCUCUCGCCAGUAGCCAAUCUGUUCCCUCUAUUAUCACCUCAUCUCCUUUGGCUCAGUCUAGUCAGGCCAUGUCUAACCCUCACCCAUCUACUAUGAAUUUUUCAUCUAACCAUAAACAGCAAAGCCUUCCUCAGUCUCAGGCAGUUUCAGGUCAGUCUUUUCCAUCUAAAAUUGCUCCCACUAAGAAAUCCCUGUCUUGCACUCAGGUUGUCUCCAACACUCAGUCUGUCAAUCUGCAGCCUUCUCAGUCUGCUGACACUCAAUCCAAUCAUUUACAGUUCACUCUACUCAAAGUACCAAACAACAUGGCUUCUCCCAACUCUAGAACAGGUUGGAAAUUCUACCAAUACACUCCUGUCUUGACUGCAAAUAAGGGCACCACUCUCAUCCGUCUACCCCAGCCAACAAAACACAUCUGGGUAAGAGAUGAUAAAUCAUCGCACCUUACGUCGGGUAACAUGUCUUGCCCCCAGGCUCCCAGCCACACAGAUUUACCAGUCAGCAGUAAUAAAGAACUGGAUCCCCCAGUGUCCAGCACGCCUUCACUCCCUGCUACUCCAAUUCCCAGUGCGUAUUGUAACGCAGGUCAAAUAGAGUGUGCCACUCAGACCAUCAAAAUGCCAACCUGUGAGCUCCCAGUGAAGGCUCCAGCUGAUUCUGUUUGUGAGGGAGAUAUGAGUGUUUGCAGCAGGGCUUCUCCAGUUGCUGAGGAAGCAGACAGUAGCCUGCCUACUUCCACUGUGCCAGAAAAAGACACAAAGAACUCAGAAGAACUCUCAGCGGUGCAUCAGCCACGUGAUCCUCAUUCCACUACCUCAAUCAAAGACUGCUCUUCUAACCAGAUCUCCCUUACUCGAUCUGAAUCACCGCUGAAGAGCAUAUCAACUCUGUCCUCCACAGGAAGCCCCUCAACUAAGCACUGGCUCACAGGCCUGCCGUCGUCCUUUAGAGCGAUUCUUACCAGUGAAAUAAAAGUGCCUUCUGAGGAUGCUUGCUCCAGAUCUACCUUAGAACACGCAUCUCCCCCUAAUGCAAAGAUGGACGAUGAUGAGAAGACUGAUAGUGAUUCUGAACUGGUGAAAGGGAUGGAUGACACAGAAGAGGAACCCAUAUUAAGAGACGACAACAAUAAGACUCUGCUUGUAUCGCUGCACCGCUUGCCCAUCUCAGGAUCUUCUCGGUCUCAGUUUCGAAUAGUUCCCAGUAGCCAAAAGGAUGAAAUGUUGCUUCAGGAGAUAGAUGAAAACCAGUCAAUCCAGAGAUGUCUCAGGAUCACUGCACCGCCAGCUGCUGCUUCACCCUCACCGUCCUGCAGUUCCGAACGUUUCCUGCAGGCUGACGUACUGGACUGUGCUGUGUGUCUCUCCGCUGGAGCUUCACUGCAGUGUGCAGAAUGUGCUAGAAGCUUUCAUACCAGCUGCCACGUGCCGCCAAUCAUUUUCAAUCCCAUUGCGACGUGGGUAUGCUCCCUGUGCCAGGAUGUGUUGGAUGAUACCGACCCAUUCAGUUGCAACAGACUUAAGGAACCGUACCUAAGUCUGUCGGACCAGAGGAGGUGUGAGCAACUUUUGCUCACUCUAAUGUGUGAGAAUCAUAGCUACCUGCUCUACAAAACUAUUAAGCAAAAUGGAGGAUAUGUGAAAUUUAACUUAAUUGUUGGACGGCUGUUGGGGAAACGCAGCCCUCCCUACCGCUCAGCAGCUGAAAUGGUGUCGGACCUCUGGGCUCUUUUUGACAAACUGUCAUCAAUCUCCAAGAAGAAAGACUUGGUUGUCAAGCUCCAAAGCUCAUUCCAGCAGCGACUGAACGUAUCAUUUGGGAACAGCCUCCAUGCUUCUCUGCUGAGACCUCUGAGCAGUGCAGACCAGACGGGGGCACCAGAGACCGAGCCUGAUCGAGAAAAGGUCAAAAAUACUCUCAAGAGGAUGAGGGAGUUUAUAGCUGCAAACUGUACUGUAGUGGCAAAGAAAGCCCAGACUGAGUGAAGGACCUGCAGCAUUUUGCAAGGAUAAGAUGAUUAGUAUUUUACAAAGACAUCUGUACAUCUCUGUAUUUCUAUUUUUCUAUUCUAUUUAUUAUUUCUUUGUAAUUAUUUUCUAUAAACAAAUCCAAGAAUGUACAUAUUGCUUUAUUGCCAUGGGUAAUAAAGGUUUGGGUUCUACAUUUUGUUUACUUGCUGUAGAAGUAUCUGUUUCUAUGUCGGCCUACCACUUCACAGACUGAAUGUAGGCCAUAUAUACUGGUGUAUUUAUUUAAGGCUUUCGUGGCAGGAAAAAUAGGGAUUUAUUUUUUUUGUGUUGAAUCAAAGUUCAAUAAUGAAAUAAAGUUUCUUUGUUAAAUCUGUCUUUUGUCAACACUGUUUAUGUAGUCUCGUGUAAUAGCU
Molecule: messenger RNA, 4377 nt
Organism: Ictalurus furcatus (blue catfish)
Lineage: Eukaryota; Metazoa; Chordata; Actinopteri; Siluriformes; Ictaluridae
Gene: trim33l
Product: tripartite motif containing 33, like
Exons: 17
Coding region: 338-3979 (1213 amino acids)
Biological process (GO): positive regulation of DNA-templated transcription
Cellular component (GO): chromatin; nucleoplasm
Molecular function (GO): ubiquitin-protein transferase activity; zinc ion binding
Source: RefSeq, a predicted model, not a curated record